UGAACGCAGCCUUUAAAGUGACGGAGGCUGUAAUUUGAGCAGCUCCGAGGUAUUAUUAGCCAAAAAGCCGAGCGCGCCACCGGACACAUCCAGAUGUUGCGUUCAGGCACCAGGAGGAGUGUGGAGCUGCGCAGACAAACUUCCAGAGCCGGGAUGGAAGCAGCCAGAGCGGAUUAAAGGACGACGACGGGAGGGAAGCCGCUCAUCUGGAGCUUAAAGGGCCUGAAAUGUUCGUUUUUGCGCACAGCAUCGGAGUGAACUAGCGGUUUAACUCAGCUCCUUCCUUGUUUUGGGACCGACAUGGCUUUUGUUCACUUGCUCCUGUGCGCCUGGAUGUGCGCGUCCAUGUGCGGCGCGUUCUUCAGCGGACCUCUGCAGCCGGAGAUGUCCAACGGGACCUUCCAUCACUACUUCGUGCCGGACGGAGACUACGAGGACAACGACGACCCGGAGAAGUGCCAGAUGCUCUUCAAGAUGACCGACGAGCGCAAGUGCGGUCUGGACGAGGACCAGGACGCGGUGAUCCGGGACGACUUCACCAUCAUCAAGCGACAGAUCGAGGACUCGGCGCGGGUCCUGGAGGGCAUCGGGAAGAGCAUCUCCUACGACCUGGACGGGGAGGACAGCUACGGCCGCUACCUGCGCAGGGAGACGGCGCAGAUCGGCGAGGCGUUCACGAGCUCGGAGAAGUCGCUGCUGGAGCUGGAGGUGAAGUUCAAGCAGAGCCAGGAGAGCGAGCUGAAGGAGGAGCACCGGCUCAGCGACGACUUCCUCACCAUGAUCGUGCACACGCGGGACGCGCUCAAGGAGACCGUGGACAUUUCCUUGGGCCUCAAGGACAAACACGAGCUGCUGUCGCUCAUCAUCCGCAGCCACGGAACCAGACUGAGCCGCCUGAAGAACGAGUACAUGAAGUUCUGAGGAGCGGGAACUUUAUGCACGGAGCGACUGGGACAGCUUUAGGGGUCAAACUCAGCUAAGUUCAUCCGAGUUAAAAAGCUGUGUUGAUGGAACAAGUGGUGCAACUUCAAGUUUGAUGUUUUUCACCCAGAAUCUAAAGCACAACCCAGAGUUCUUUCAUUUUAUUUUACCUUCUUCAAAGAAAACAGCAGAAAAUAUUGAGCAACACAGAUGUCGAAUGCAAAAUGAACCAUUAAAAUACAGUUUUAAAAGGACAAAAUGUCAUUUUCAAGUUGUUCAAAUCCACAACAGUAAACUGAAAGCCAAAGAUAAGUGAGAUUUGUUGGAACCAGCACUAAAAUACACUUUUACCAUUUAUUUACAUUAAACAAACUUGAAAAUGUGAGUUGAUCUGACUAAUUUUGCAAAAAUAAUUCAGAAAUGCUUGUUUUUUCCCAAUGUAUCUUAGAAAUUAUGAAUUGAACAAGUAAUCUUUUCUAGUUUACUUAAUACAAAUAUAUGAGUUUUGAAAAAAAAUGAGUGAACUAGAAAAUGUGAGUUGAUCCAACUAAUUUUGCAAAAAUAAUUUAGAAAUACAUGCAUUUGCAAAAUGUAUUAAAAAUAAUUGAACCAACUCAUUUUUUCUAGCUUACUCAAUGGACACAGAAUUCACACAGGAUUGUUGGAGCAACUUAAAUAAACACCUUUAAUUGGUAAAACUCAAUUAUAUUGAGUUAACAAGUUGUGUUGAUGGUGCUUAUUUAAGUUGGAUCUACUCAAAUCAUUCAACUUAAAGUUUGCUUGAGUAUUUUCUUUACCCAAAACAUGUUUCUUCUACUUUCUUCAAAGAAAACAGCAUGACAAUUUUAGGAAAUGUGGACGUUGGAUUCAAUUAAAUUGAGUUCAUCUGAGUUAAAAAGCUGUGUUGAUGGAACAAGUGAUGCAACCUGAAGUUUGCUGUUUUUCACCCAGAAUCUAAAGCACAAUCCAGAGUUCUUUCAUUUUAUUUUACCUUCUUUAAGGAAAACAGUAGAAAAACUGAAGAAACCUGGACAUUGGAUGCAAAAUGAAACAUUAAAGUACAGUUUUAAAAGGACAAAAUGUCAUUUUCAAGUUGUUCAAAUCCACAACAGUGAGCUGAAAGCCAAAGAUAAGUGAUAUUUGUUGGAAAUGGCACUAUAAUACACUUUUUACCAGCAUAUUUACAUUAAGUAAACUAGAUAAUAUGAGUUGAUUUGACUAUUUCUAUAUUAUAUAAGUAUGUUAGAAAAAAAUGACUCCAAUCAACUAAUUUCUUUCUAGUUUACUGAAUGGACACAGGAUUCAUACAGGAUUGUUGGAGCAACUUAAACAAUUUUAGUUGGUAAACUCAAUUAAAUUGAGUUGUUCCAAGUUAACAAGUUGUGUUGGAUCAACUUGAAUCUUUCAACUUGAACUUUAAGUAUUUGUUUACUCAAAUUCUUCAUAAACUUCUGAAACUAAAAUUCUAUGCAGGAUUGUUGGACCAACUUAAUCGCUUUAGUUGGUAAAACUCAAUUAAAUUCGUCCAAGUUAACAAGUUGUGUUGAUGCCACAAGUGAUGCAACUAGAAGUUCGAUGUUUUUUUCUGUCUUCAGUAUUUGCUUCAUUUAAAAUCUUCAUGAACUUCUGACACUAAAACUUAUGUAGGAUUGUUGGAGCAACUUAAAUAAACAACUUCACUUGGUUAAACUCCAUUAAAUUGAGUUGAUCCAGGUUAACAAGUCAUGUUGAUGCCACAAAUGAUGCAACUUGAAGUUUGAUGUUUUUUAUCCAGAAUCUAAAGCAUAAUUUUGCUUUUUAACCUACAAUUCUUUUAUUUUAUAUACCUUUUUUAAAGAAAAAAAAAACAGAAAAAUGGAGAAACAUGGACAUCAAAUGCAAAAUGCAAACUCUGAAAGGGACAAAUGUAGCUUUUAAGUUGUAUGAAUCCACAAAAGGAAACUGAAAACAGAAAGAUAAGUGAGAUUUAUGAAGUAGACUGACAUCAGACUUGAGUUGACAAAAUUCCAAAGGAAUGUAGGAAUACAAGUCAAAUACAUAGACUUAGAAUUUCUAGCUGACUUAAUUCAUAUGUAUAUUUGCCAAACAUUUCUACUAAAACUAGUGAAGUCAACUCAUAUUUUUUAGUUUUCUUGAUCAGAAAUAAGCGACACCCAUAGAUUUGCAUGAAGUAAACUAACUAAAUUAGCCAUUCAAAGGAAUUUAGUCAAAUCCACUCCUCUUUUCUAGUUUACUUACAAACAUACACAUUUAGCUAAUUUCAGGUGAAGUGAACUGGAAAAGAUGGCUGGUUUACUGACCUUAGAAACAACUUAAUGAUAAUGAAAUGAGUUGAAUGAAUGAACAGCUCAGAGUUCAGUCAACUCAUUAAGUUAUUAAUUAUAUUUACAUUAAAUAAAAGAGAAAAGAUGAGUCAAUUUGACUGAAUUUAGUCCAAUCAACUAGUUCAGUUAAUGUACUUUAAUUUAUGACUUGUGCUGAUUUCUGGUUAACUGAACUUGAAAUGUCAUUUUUCUUUUAUUUUCAAACCAUUUUAGAACUUAACAUGAGUCCUUAGAAAACAAUGACAUGAAUAAAUAUGCUCAACUCUUAAAGUUAAAUUAAGUUUAUCAGAAACAAGACAGAAACAGUAAAAAAUCCUAAAGUUCUUUGUCGUUUGAAGAAACAGACACGGUAGAAACCUGAUGUGUGCCUUUACCACGUUUUAAGUUAAGUUCUGGACGUUUUUACUCAACAUGAUCCAAACAAGCCAAACAUGGACAAAAGUUUUAGUCUCUAAAAGUGUAGAUUUUUAAAUUGAUCUCACUUUAACCUGAAACAGACUGACUUUGUAGCAACUCUGGUCAAAAAUACCUUCAACAGCUGAGGCUUUAAGGUCCGUAAAAGGUUGAUUUUUAAGUAUUGUCUGUGUGUUUAGUUGGUUCAACUUAAUAUCUUAAAUUUCUUGAAGUUGUUUCCACAAGUUCAGUUAAUUUAAAUCGACCAGUUUUACACUUUCACAGCUCAUGGUGUGACUUAAGACUUAAGAUAUUUUUCAGUGUAGAGCAAACUAGGGUACGUUUCAUAAACUUUAAGGUUUUGAUGUUGCUUUAACUUUAUAUGCAACAUAUUGUUAUUAUUAUUAUUAUUAUUUAAAGAGUUUGAUUAAUGCCUGGUUUACCUGUCCAUUAAAAAAAUUACAUUUAAAAUCUUAUUUUUUUGGAGUGUGAAACAGAAUCAGGAGAGAAAAUUCACAUCAUAGACACAAAACCAGAACAUAUGAGUCAGAUCACCUUGUUUUUUUUUUUUUUGUUCUCUUGUUAGGUUUUUUUUGUAUUUAACAAACUAUUGAUUUGGGGUGAUUAACUUUUCCUCAGUUAUCAAGCCAAUUUUCAGAAGUUACAUCAACAUAAAUUUAGCUUUAAAUCAACUACUGCAGACAUUUGACUUUAAUUUACACACAAUAAUAAGUUAAUGCAGCUAUAUUAUGUCAACACAACCUAUCAAAAAUAAAGCAUUUAUGAUUAUAUAUUUAAUGAAAUGGAGGGAAGACGAGUGUUUGCAUGCAGACUGUUGAGGCUGUCCAGGUUUUAUUUUAUCUUCCAAGUAUUCAAAGCAGAUAUGAAAGAUUAAAGUUGCAUCUCUUCAAAGAGCAUUUUGAAAUCAAUCAACAAUUCAACUGUAUUCCACAUCAGAAAAACCUACAAUUACUGUGUUUUGGUCAUUUCCGAACUGUACAGAUAUGACAGAUGCUGCACCGAUACCUGAAGUCAGACUCUUUAUUUGUCUGUCAGGACAUCUUUUAAGACCUUAAUUAUUCCAGUUUGUGUUGGUUCAAAGUUUCAAAAUGAGGUCAGAUGUGCACAUAGUGAUCUAUUUCCAUCCACUGUGCAAUGUUGGCAGAAACUCUGAGAAAAACCUGGACAUUCAAAAACAGAACUAUCGCCAUUGAAAUGUGCUUUAAGUGGUAAAAUAUUUAGUUUUUAGCUUUAAAAAGAAGUAUAUUUUAUUGUUUUUGACUCCAUUCAUGUCAUUUUUAAUGAAAAAACACGAUGAGUCACAUUCUUGUUCACAAUAUUGAUGAAAAGCAGUCAAUUUACAAAUUUCUAUUCAAGUUUUUAUGUCUGAUUGAUCCAGCAAACUGAACACUAAACAGCUCAAUCUGCAAAUUGAUUCUCUAAAAUCAUCUAAAAGUUGCAGAACUAUCAUAAAAUGAAUCUGUUCCAUGAUUUCCAAUGUGUCCAGAACUGUAACAGACAUAAAGAUCCACCCAAAAUGUCUGCAUGUAUUUCAUACAACUGUGUCAUAUCAUCCACCCAAUAGUUAAGGAAUAAACACCACAAAAACACAUGUUUUAGUUCAGUUUCCCAAUCAAUAAUGUAUUUUCUUAGGGUUACUUAAAUAUUAUCCGCCAGCUAAUCGGUGCACCAAAAAUGCCUCUUUUUCUUCGUCGUGUUUGGUUACUGCAGCAGAUUUACCUGCAAAAUGUAAAACAACAGCUUUGAAUAUGAGUCAGGAGAUCAAAAUUGAGAAUCUACACCAAAGAUUCCAAAACAUCGGUAAAAGUGAGGGUUUUUAGGGAACUAUUUCAGCUCUCUGACAGAAAAAAAGUUCAAAAUACUCAUUAGACAGCUGAUAUCUUCACUGAAUUCUGCGUUUUUGGUUUGAUUUUGACACAAAAAUUAGAAUAAAUUACUUUUGAAAACUCUUAAAUCAGCAGUGAGGUCUUAGACCGAGUUGUGUAGUUUUUCUGAAAGCUCCAAAACUUUGACGGUUUGGAUACUGAAGAUUGUGUUUAAACAAUGCAAAACCUUAAACUGCGCCUUCGUUGCCCAGGUUCUAGCUAGACUCUAUCAAAGUGUACAGUCCAAGUGCCUAUAGUUUUAAUGGUUUCCUCUGUAAGUGUAUUCCAUCCAGAAGACAUCUCCUGUCCAAGUGCCGAUAGUAUUAAUGGUUUGUUCCAAUCCAAGUACUACUUCCUGUCCAAGUUUUUAGAGUUCUAAAGGUUUGUUCCACGCAAAAUACUCAUUUCUGUCCAAGUACUGAUCGUUUUAAUAGUGUGUUAAAAAUAAUAUAGCACUUCCUGUCCAAGUGCUUAUAGUUUUUAUAGUUUGUUUCAAUCAAAAUACCAAUUCCUGUCCAAGUGUGUACAGUAUUAAAGGUUUGCCCCACCAAAAGUACUACGUUUUGUUCAUGUGCUUAUAGUUUUGGUUUGAUUUUGACGAAAAUUAGAGUGAAUUACUUUUGAAAGCUCUUCGUUCAGCAGCGAAUCCUUUGACAAGGUUGUUGGGAUUAAUUUUUCCAAGGAUAUCAGUAAAUGUUUACAUAUGGACACGUAUCUGUUGUAUUUAUAUCCUAUUUUAUUUCAUAGGCUUUCACACUUUGCACAGUUCUUCACUGUCUGGGUGCUAAAGGUUGUGUUCAAAGCCUUAAACUGUGCCGUCGUUGCGCAGGUAGUAUGUAUACUCUAUCAAAGUGUACAGUCAGUAAAUACUGUGAGCGCUAAUAUCUUUAUUACUGAACACCUUAAUCUGUAUUCAAUGUUUAUAUAAAGUUUGGAAAUAUAUAUAUAUAUAUAUAUAUAUAUAUAUCUAUUUGUGUUUAUGUUUAAGACGUGGUGGGGUGUUUGAUAAGACUGCAGGCAGCACACGAGGACGAAUCUGUGUCGCUACAUGGGUUGAGUUGUGUCUUCUUGAAUAAAAGAAGUUGUUUGACGAAGA
Acanthochromis polyacanthus (spiny chromis) is the source of this 6620-nucleotide messenger RNA. RefSeq names its product fin bud initiation factor b (gene fibinb). The transcript has a single exon. Bases 301 to 921 code for a protein of 206 amino acids. The record is from RefSeq and is a predicted model, not a curated record. Lineage: Eukaryota; Metazoa; Chordata; Actinopteri; Pomacentridae.